Messenger RNA from Laetiporus sulphureus 93-53, 827 nucleotides. RefSeq lists its product as uncharacterized. The coding region runs from base 165 to 701 and encodes 178 amino acids. The transcript has a single exon. Lineage: Eukaryota; Fungi; Basidiomycota; Agaricomycetes; Polyporales; Laetiporaceae. The record is from RefSeq and is a predicted model, not a curated record.
GUCAUACAGGUGGGGAGGAACACGGAGUGAUGCGAUGCACGAAUUGCAAAUGCUAACGCUCCUCCUACGCUUUGGAGGUCAGCCUAACCUUUGCCAGCGCCCAAUGAAUAAGAUGUCCUCCUCGGUGUGUUCUUCGCUCGGGGAGCUGCCACUUUUGCAGGAAUAUGAGGGUGAAGAAUGGCAUAGGAUCCUUGUUUUUCCGUAGCAACAACUUUCGCAAGAGAGCGUCUCGUAAAGACAGCAACACCUCGACAUUGACGCGAGAACGUGGCUGUGAUACUAGACACUCCGAGCCUAUGCGUGCAACAACGGUAUCUUGGUAUCCGGAUGCACCUGAGAUCUUGAUGUUGUCUACCACUCCAGAUAGCCCCUAUACAUUUCCAUGUCAGCCGAGCCCAUCCCGCAUAUAUCAAGACUGUACAUGGAAGCACCUUCUGCGGGUUUUCAAUUUUUGCCUUAACCUUGCGCAAGAAAGUCGGAAAUGGGGACCCACGAAAAUAGUUUCGGAACGAGCCAUUCCCCGAAAAUUCUUGCUAAACAUAGUCUCCCGUGGGCAGACGAGACAAUUCCUUCAAACCUCCGCGGGAACGCUCCGGAUAUCCUUGUCUGACCUGGCGCGUUUUAUCCUGUGUCUUCCUCUCGAUGGUGUAACAGCACUUCGAUAUACCCUUGGCGUUGUGGCAAUCGCGAGAAACAUGUAAGACACUGCUCGAUGCAAAGGGGUCCCGAGCCUGAUAGGCGGAUUCUUUCGGAGUUUCCGAUAAUGUAGAUAACGUUCCACGAACCGUAAAGGCUGAAAUGCAAUGUCUGCACCAGAGUAUUGAAGU